AUGUCAUGGUUCAGAAAUAAAGAUUAUUAUUAUUAUUAUUUCAGGUACAUUAUUCCUGUUUCGAACCCGGAUGGAUACGAGUACAGUAUAAAUAAGAAUAGACUGUGGAGGAAGAAUAGAAGGAGAUUCAGUGGACCUUGCGAUGGAGUCGACAUCAACAGAAACUUUGAUUCAUAUUGGAGCUUCAAAGGCGCAUCGUCCGACAUAUGCGCACAUGAUUAUUUCGGACUGCAUGCCUUCUCUGAACAAGAAUCUAUAGCAAUCAGAGACUUGCUGCAGGGAACCCAUUUCACCGGUUUCGUGUCUAUCCAUGGAUUCGGCUCCGGAGUAUAUUUUCCUUGGAUGGCGACUGGUAGGAAAACUACAGAUUAUAAAAUGCAUUCUCACGUCAGCAAAGAAGUUAAAAAGGUGGGGUUCCAUACAAUAUUUGUAAAUUUUGUGUACCUGCUUACACUGUUGAAGUAUUGUAUGUACAUAGUAAAUAUUACUAUAAUAUUUUAUGUAUACAUUAUAUGUAUAUUGAUAUGAAAGCUAAAUGUGUGCUCCGAUUCGUGUGAAAAAUAGCUGUACUUAGCUUUCUCUUUUAGUUUUAAUCUACUUCCACACUCAAUCAGUAAUCUUUUGAGCUUUUGUUAUUAUUUUUUUUUAUUUGUUACCUCUUCAUUUUCAAGGCUUGAUAUUUUCAACUUACCCACCUAUUUAACUAUUGUAUUUUUCGCAAAUAAAAGCCCUGUCGCGCUUAGAUUAGUUAUUCCUUAUUCAAGUUUUCCUUCAGUACGGAAUGUUUCUUAUCUUUGAUAGACACUUUUAGUUGAGUCAAUGAAGCUUUUUACCUGGAAACCCGGUGGAACAGCUUCGAUUUUGAUGAUUUUUUUCUCAAAAAAUUGGUUUUUUUAUAUUAUUUGAAAUCAGAAACCUCUGGAGAGGGGGA
Molecule: messenger RNA, 931 nt
Organism: Chilo suppressalis (striped riceborer)
Lineage: Eukaryota; Metazoa; Arthropoda; Insecta; Lepidoptera; Crambidae
Source: the annotation of a GenBank genome assembly